This is a messenger RNA of Melampsora larici-populina 98AG31, 1074 nucleotides long. RefSeq lists its product as uncharacterized. The record is from RefSeq and is a predicted model, not a curated record. The transcript is spliced from 11 exons. The coding region runs from base 1 to 1074 and encodes 357 amino acids. NCBI's taxonomy places the organism in Eukaryota, Fungi, Basidiomycota, Pucciniomycetes, Pucciniales, Melampsoraceae.
AUGACUCGGCGGACACAUUACACCAAUCACAAGGUACAUAUUCGGUUCAUCCGAACCCCCAGUUCGAAUUCCAACUUUCAACUCGACCACCAACUUCAAGAGUUCCAAAACAUUCAUCCACUUCCAUCAUCAACAAAUCCUACCAUCCAUCCACUCUCAUCCUCAAACAACCUCCAAACCAAGCAAUCCUCAACGAACAUCUUCAGUUUCCCCACCAAUCGAUUGAUUGCACGAAGCCUAGGAUAUUCUCAGGACCUCAACAGAAUUCAACAAUCCGGACCGGCCAGUAGCCGAUCAUCUCAAAGCAGCAGUGGAGCGCCGGGAGAUAUCCAGCAGGAGUUAGCCCCAGGUAGCAAGAAUAUCAGCAUUCGAAUACCGCCAGUCCCAUCGGAUGCUCGGGAAGAGUGUCCAGAUACCCCGACGCCUGGCAAUCGAGCCAGUGUUCGAGACGAAGAGUCAGUCACUGCUGAGCAACUCAAUACUAGAUCAAAAGCGGGAACAAACAAAAUGGUCAGUUCAGUAUCUCUGAAGCUCAAUCCAGCAAAAAAAAGACUUACACCUUUGAUUAUAUUUGUAAACCAAGCAGGCCGGCAAGAGAGGCAAUUCGAGACGCACCCUGGUCAACACCGCAGGUAUCCAGAUGGCCUUGACGCAGGAAUCACGAAAGAGCACUCGUGCCCCAAGUGGAGAAGAAGACACCCACCAGGUACCGUCGAGGUUGCAUUAUCUGGUUUGAUGCGACUUACUGACGUAUUUGCUUCACAUGAACAGGUCCCAGGUGCAUCAACGGGUAUGUCUCCGAGGGCUAUGUCUUUAGGUGUAGACGGAGACGACGACAUGGGCUCAUUAAAAGCGGGUGCAGCUAAGGCUGCCGGAGAUGACGAGCGUGGCAAUCAGAGUAGUAAGGAGGGAUCCGGCAGAGACGGCAGUAACAGCGAGGAAGAAGAUGAAGAGGCCCCGGGUGAAGAGGAAGCCAGUCCACCAGCUGUCCAGCCGAGGGAAGCUAAUGAGGUAAGAGUCGCAUUUUUUGAGCCGAUGCGACCAGAUGUCCUAUGCUUCUCGAAUGCUGAUUGA